AUGAGCUUUCGCGACCAUUCAGCCUAUUCAUCGCCACAAGUCUUAGAACCCUCGUCAACGUUAACGCUGACGUCGAAUCUGAUGGAGGACCAAACUAAAAUGGCACGCGCCGCUGAGCCGGAUAACAUCGAAUCUGUCGUGACUGGCCUGGGUGUGUCAGACGUGUUGGGGGACGAGCCUCAGAUCACCCCAAUAAGGGCUCGAAGUCCACCAACUGACAAGAAUGCGCGAGAUCAGAGUAAGAUCAUAAUGGAAGAACCUGAAGCAGGCCGAGGGCGUGUCGAGGUAGUCAGAGCGGGAGCAGCUCUUUCUGCGAAAGCUGCCAAAAAGAAGAGGAGAAAGCAAAACAUGGAAAAAGCGUCGCCAGCAUUGAGUACUAUCCGAGGAUUCACACCUGGCGAUUCAGGCGCUGAAGAAUCUGCUCACGCAAGAGGUAGUCCAAAAGUCAAAUCUCCUGUCCCGCGACCUCCACCCCUUGCAGGGGCCAGUCCUGGGAUUCGUCCUGCUUCUCCAGCAGUCAGCAGUCUUAAGCUACAGCUUGAUGCUCUCAAUCUCGGUAGUCGACCUGGAAGCCGGUCAGCCUCUUUAGCACGAAGCAAACUUGGCUCUGAAACUCCGAGCAGCGAAAUCAGCACGACAUCUGAAACUGGCACGGAAGAUGAUUCGACUUCGGAUAUGAUCAGUUAUGAAGUGCCACUUGACCAAGACUUUGUCAACCCUUUUCUGAGUGAGAGUACGAAUCCGAAGCCGAGUUCUCUGUCAACUAUUUGUCCUGAUCAGCGUGCUUCUUCAAUGAUGACCCGCAAGAUGACGGCAGCAGAUUUUACGACACUGAAAUGUCUGGGGAAAGGGACUUUUGGUACCGUUCAUCUGGUGAAGCAGCACUCAUCAAAUCGUCUAUUCGCCCAGAAACAAUUUCGCAAAGCAUCACUUACCGUGCACAAGAAGCUUGUUGAGCAGACCAAGACCGAACGUUCUAUUCUCGAAUCUGUCAAUCGACAUCCUUUCAUUGUCAAUCUCUACUAUGCUUUCCAGGAUUGCGAGAAGCUGUACUUGAUCCUUGAAUACGCUCAAGGUGGUGAGCUUUUCCAUCAUCUCGAGAUGGAGAAAUUCUUUGGUGAAGACGUGGCUGCUUUCUACAUGGCAGAGAUGGUCCUCGCUCUUGAUCAUCUUCACCACAAUGUUGGAGUCAUCUAUCGUGAUCUUAAGCCAGAAAACUGCCUCCUUGACUCCGAGGGCCACCUCUUGCUCACUGACUUCGGAUUGAGCAAAGUAGCGGUUGAGGAUCCAUCUACUCCUGGCAGUAGCCGUUGCAACAGCACGGGCAUUGGCACGAUUGAAUACAUGGCGCCAGAAGUGAUUCGUGGUUCUGAACUCUCCUCAAUUGGUCCAGGCUAUGGAAAGCAAUGCGAUUGGUGGUCUCUCGGUGCUCUGGGCUUUGAUCUUCUGACCGGGUCUCCUCCGUUUGGUGGUAACAACUAUACCAAGAUCCAGCAGAACAUCGUCAAGCAGAAACUGAGUCUGCCAUAUUUUCUCUCACCAGACGCCAAGGACCUACUCACGAGGUUGUUACGCAAGGAACCAAACAAGAGAUUGGGUGCGAAGGGAAAGCCAGAUGUUGCAAUCAUGAAGAAACAUCGCUUCUUCCGGAAGAUCGAUUGGGUAAAGUUGGAGAGACGAGAGCUCGAACCACCAAUUAGACCGCUCAUCACCGAUCCCGAAUUGGCCGAGAACUUUAGCACUGAGUUCACAAACUUAGGUGUCAGCCCCAUCAGGGAACGGUUCACAGGAGGCCUCAGCUCGACUGAUCCUUUCGGCGGAUUCAGCUACGUGGCCAGCUCAAGCUUGCUGGAGGCCGGCUAUCUGGGUGAGGGGGACGACAUUUAA
This is a messenger RNA of Endocarpon pusillum Z07020, 1887 nucleotides long. RefSeq lists its product as uncharacterized. Gene Ontology annotation, molecular function: ATP binding; protein serine/threonine kinase activity. Gene Ontology annotation, biological process: protein phosphorylation. The record is from RefSeq and is a predicted model, not a curated record. Bases 1 to 1887 code for a protein of 628 amino acids. NCBI's taxonomy places the organism in Eukaryota, Fungi, Ascomycota, Eurotiomycetes, Verrucariales, Verrucariaceae. The transcript has a single exon.